AUGGAGUUGCUACCGCAAGACAGCGAUGAGUACAAUAGGAACAAUAACACUGAACAGUUAAACGAAGAUGGCGAUUUUAUUAAUCAAGAAAACGAUAUACAUGUGAGCAUCAUAAAACCAAUUACAAAACGCACUAUUUAUUGUGCGAAUACAAAAAAAAUAAAUGUAUUUUAUAAACCUGUUAAGUUCGUUGAAGAAAUUAAUACUUAUGUUAAAAAAGGAGAAGAGCACCUUAUAAAAUUAUAUGAAAACCUCAAAGAAUUAGGACAAAAAAAAGAUGAUGAAGUACGGUUAAAAAAUGAAAAUACAACAUUGAACAAAUUAAUUAGCCAAAAUUUGUUUAGUCAUAAAAAUAAAAAAUUGGAAAAAAAUUUUAAAAAAAAUAAUAAUACUGAGUUAAAAUUAUUUGCUCAAAAGGAAAAUGUGGUGCCAACAAUAGAAACAGUAUUUAUACCAAAACUGGAAAAAAAUAUUGAAAUAGUUAGUUCUUUAAAGCAAAAUAUGGAUGUAGACUAUACUUACCUAGUCCCUAAACCAGUAGUUAUUCCAGUCGAAGUCCCUAUAUUAAAAUUCAAAAAUAAUUUUAAAAUUGUUCCUAUAAGAAAAAAAAUUAUACCUGUCAUAAAAUAUACCGAUGAAGUUAUAUACAUGGACUGUUAUGUCGAAAAGCCUUACAUAGUUUUUGAAAAUAUUAUUACCCCCAUUCCUUUCGAUAUACCUAUAGAUGAAAAGAAAUAUGUUCAUAAAGCCCCACCCCUGCAGCACAAUAGUUGA
Plasmodium malariae is the source of this 774-nucleotide messenger RNA. RefSeq names its product inner membrane complex protein 1d, putative (gene IMC1d). The record is from RefSeq and is a predicted model, not a curated record. Bases 1 to 774 code for a protein of 257 amino acids. The transcript is spliced from 2 exons. Lineage: Eukaryota; Apicomplexa; Aconoidasida; Haemosporida; Plasmodiidae.